CUAUGUCGUUGGUGCAUAUGUAGAAUGGUGCAUCUUACCGCAUCAUAUCUAUCCCUUUUAUGAUGGGUUGACCCGAUACGAUGGAUCAUGACCCGAUGUAAGACUGUCAUACACCAAACUGUAAAUCUACCGUUCGUUCCAAUGCAUUUGCACGCAAAGCACACGACGCUCUUGUUUCCGGAGCCGAUACCAUCCGUCUGUCGAGGUAGAGGGAUUGACUGGAAAAGGGUACAAACUCACACUUAGCCAUGAAGCUUCAAUAUCUUUCCCCUUGUAAAACCGCCGUUGCAUCCAUGAAAAUGGGGUUUCAUUCCGGCCAGGGUUUCAACGGCUCUCAGGGUUUAUGCAGAGCCGAAUUGCGUGACAAAGAGUUCAUAGCAAAGUUACUUGAUGUAAAAUGGUCAUUGGUCACACCAGAUUCCAAAAUCCACCAAAUAAUGCUUUCUGUGAAGGACGGACAGUCCAUAAAUGGACCAGUUCGUAACAUUUCCUUUUUAAACAAUACCAAUCCACAACUUGGCGACAAAAUGGAGGACAAAGAAGAUCUAUCCUUCUAUAUCGUGAGGGAUGAUUUAUUGCACCCACUAGUAAAUGGAAAUAAAGCAAGGAAACUGGAUGGGUUGCUUCCUCUUCUACAAGAUCAUUCAGUAACUGAUGUGGUUACAUGUGGAGGUUGUCAAAGUGCUCAUGCUGCAGCUGUUGCUGUUUCUUGUGCAGAGAGAGGGUUGGCAUCGCAUUUGCUUCUACGAGGAGAGCAGCCUGAAAUUCUGACUGGCUACAACUUAAUUUCAACAUUAUAUGGAAAUGUCACGUAUGUUCCUAGAUCUCUUUAUGGCCACCGGGAAAAAAUGCUGAAGAGCCAUGCCAAUUUGUUGGUCGGUGAUUCUGGUAUUGUCAUGUGUUGUGAUGAUAUUAUUCAGGCUUUGUCCAUGGCUCAAACAUCUAGUGCCGCCAAUUUUGCUCCGAUGGAUACUCAUAGAAGCGCUGAGGACUAUCCAAGAAAGGUGGUCAUUGUUAGUGAGGGUGCAGGGGAUGCUAUAGCAUUGCUAGGGGUCAUUCGCCUUGUCAACUACUUAGUGCAGAAUCAUUUACUUGGAAUAGAGAGACCUGUUAAGUUUAUCGUUGAUGCUGGUACUGGGACUACAGCUGUUGGUCUAGGACUGGGAGCCCUACUUUUAGGGCUUCCAUGGGAGGUAACAGCAGUAAUUCUAGCAGAUACUAUUGAUGGGUACAGGCAGCAUGAGAAACGCUUGAUUUCUGAUUUCAAGAGGCGAUUCUGUAAUCACUUCACUGAUGUUAACUUGAAUGAAGUAGAUGGUGGAAUUGUGAAUUGGGUAGAGCGCCAGCGACCAAGAAAAUUUGGCAAUGUAUUGGAUGGGGAAGUAGAGACAUGCCAACGAAUUGCGCAGCAGACUGGAAUUCUGGUGGAUCCUGUGUAUACUUUAGCUGGUUGGGAAAUGGCAACUAUGCUCAGCGAGAAGGCAGUGAAAGGAGAUGCAAAAGUGGUGAUGCUUCACACUGGAGGCACUCUUGGCAUGUUUGGACUAGCACAGAGAUAUAAAUCACACUUCAGUAGUCUCAGAUAUUGAGAAUCACUGCAAUUUUAGAUUGAACAACGAUCUGAUAGUACUCAAAAAUGUUGUGCUUAUGAAUGUGUAGUACAUUGACAUGCAUCUGAUAUUCUGGAUUCAUUUUAAGCUUAAUGUGGUUAAAAUCACUUUCUAG
Molecule: messenger RNA, 1725 nt
Organism: Tripterygium wilfordii
Lineage: Eukaryota; Viridiplantae; Streptophyta; Magnoliopsida; Celastrales; Celastraceae
Product: D-cysteine desulfhydrase 2, mitochondrial
Exons: 7
Coding region: 249-1589 (446 amino acids)
Molecular function (GO): D-cysteine desulfhydrase activity
Source: RefSeq, a predicted model, not a curated record